ACAGUAGAGUUUGAACUGAGCAUUAAGUGACUGAUAUAGGCUCCCGCUCCAGUACCGCUAUUUCCCUCCGAUUUUUUCUAGUUGUUAGAAAAGCGAAGAGGGAUAAUUUGUUCAUUCAUUAGUCCCUACACUUUACAUCCACGUUAAUGUUUUUGAAGUCGGACUGAAACUUACCUUCCGUUUGGCUUGCAAAGGAAAAUAAAGAAAAUAAAAAAUCAAAGCACCCUCUCAACUUAGAGUGUUUUUCUUUUUAACUUUUCUGAGUUCAGAGCAGCUAUGGAUUGCAGAAGCUCUAUUUUUGUUGGCAAUCAGUCAAUUUCAUUUUAUCUAAAUUAUUUAUCAUUUAUUGGAAGGUUAGCUCUUAUCAAACUGCUGUUUUUGUUCUAGGAAAUUGCUUCAUUAACAACUCUAAUGCGGAUUUUAGAUGAAGAAACUGGAUAUUUAAUCCCUUAAGUCUUUGGCAAAAAAAGCAGGCAGUUCUUAUUCUCAACGGAAAACUAUGGGCACAAAUCGACAAAACUAAAGCUUAGUUAAUGUAACAAUAAUUAUUCAUAAUAUAAAAUUGUGAGUUGACCUGAGUAAGGUGAGUGUGUAUCUUCGAUGGCCGGCUUAUCUUUUCCUUCAAUCCCCCUUUUUUGUGUGUGGUCAUAUUCAGGGAUUUUGAAUUUUAAAUAGUGGGUUUCGACCAUUUUGGUCACUCCCAAAAGAGAUACCUGAGAAAAUGAGGAGCUUGAGCUUCUUAUCUAUGGAAUAUCUUUUCCUAUUAAUGUCGAUCUUAUCGCAGUGUUUGAAAUUUGGUUCAGGAACUGCAGCAGUGGUUCAUGCUGGGAAUGGCGAUGGCGUCCAGCCAUUGUCCAAGAUUGCCAUUCAUAAAGCAGUCUAUGCACUUCAUGAAAAUGCUUCUGUUAAAGCACACCCGCUUGUUCUUGGGACUAAGGGGGGAGAUUCUGAUUGGGUAACUGUAGAAAUUGAAUGUCCGAAACCUUCUGAGGAUGAUUGGAUUGCUGUCUUCUCUCCUGCAAAUUUCAGCUCGUCUAUCUGUCAACCCAGUGAUGAUAUGGAACAGUUUCCUGAUAUAUGUUCAGCCCCAAUAAAGUACAAAUAUGCCAAUGAUUCCGAUGCUGAUUACAAAAAGACUGGCAAAUCUUCGUUAAAGUUCCAAUUGAUCAAUCAACGGGAAGAUUUUUCGUUUGCAUUAUUUUCUGGCGGAUUAUCCGAUCCAAAACUGGUGGCUGUUUCAAAUGUUAUAAGUUUUGCUAACCCAAAGGCACCACUUUAUCCACGGCUUUCACAAGGGAAAUCUUGGAAUGAAAUGACAGUGACUUGGGCUAGUGGCUAUAAUGUUAUCGAAGCUGUACCUUUCGUUGAGUGGGGUAUGAAAGGAGAAUCCCAAACUCGAUCUCCUGCAGGAACAUUGACAUUUCAUCAAAAUGAUAUGUGCGCUCCGCCAGCCCGAACAGUUGGUUGGCGCGAUCCUGGUUUCAUUCAUACAAGUUUCCUAAAGGAUUUGUGGCCAAGCUCUGUGUACACUUAUAAGCUUGGACAUAAGUUGGUAGAUGGUUCUUUUGUCUGGAGCAAGAGCUACUCAUUCAAAUCUUCACCAUAUCCAGGGCAGGAUUCAUUACAGCGGGUUGUAAUAUUUGGAGACAUGGGAAAGGCCGAACGAGAUGGUUCAAACGAAUACAGUAAUUAUCAGCCAGGAUCACUUAACACCACGGAUCAACUAAUCAAGGACUUGAAAAACAUUGACAUAGUUUUUCAUAUAGGGGACAUUACAUAUGCAAAUGGGUAUAUCUCACAGUGGGACCAGUUCACAUCACAGGUUGAGCGCAUUGCAUCAACUGUGCCAUAUAUGAUUGCAAGCGGCAAUCAUGAACGCGAUGCACCCAACUCUGGGUCGUUCUACGACGGAAACGAUUCUGGUGGUGAGUGUGGUGUUGUAGCUGAGACCAUGUUUUAUGUUCCUGCUGAGAACAGAGCUAAAUUUUGGUAUUCAACAGACUAUGGCAUGUUCCAUUUCUGUAUAGCUGACAGUGAACAUGAUUGGAGGGAAGGUUCUGAGCAGUACAAGUUCAUCGAGAAGUGCCUAGCGUCGGCAGACCGGAGAAAGCAGCCCUGGUUAAUAUUUGUUGCUCAUCGUGUUCUUGGUUAUUCCUCAAGUUAUUGGAAAGAUGCCUCAUUUGGAGAGCCCAUGGGAAGGGAAAGCUUGCAAGGACUUUGGCAGAAGUACAAAGUCGACAUUGCAUUUUUUGGACAUAUCCAUAACUAUGAAAGAACUUGCCCGGUUUACCAGGGGCAGUGCAUGCAUGUCGGAAAAUCACACUAUUCAGGUAUUGUAAAUGGAACGAUUCACGUAGUGGUUGGUGGGGGAGGGAGCCAUUUAUCAGGGUUUGGUCCUACCCAGACUUCAUGGAGUCUAUACAAAGAUUCAGAUUUUGGUUUCGUGAAGUUGACUGCAUACAAUCACUCAUCUCUCCUCUUUGAAUACAAGAAAAGCAGUGAUGGAAAUGUGUAUGAUUCUUUCACCAUUUCCAGGGACUACCGAGAUGUCUUGGCCUGUGUUCAUGAUGGCUGCGAACCAACCACUUUGGGUUCUUGAAACCACCCACUCUAGAGGUGUAUAUGGAUCCGAUCGGGUCGGAUAGUAACUUUGAAUUUUUUUGCCUAAAGCUCUGUCCAGGUUAAGGCUAGGUCAGCCCUCUAACCCGGAUGAUGACUAUAAACUAUAUAUUCUCAAAUUUAUUAAUACAUCAAAUCAAUUUAAUUUAAUAUACGUAUGUAACUUUGAUUGUAGUCAAAUGUACACAUAAAUUUUUAUUUUUAGUUAAUUACAUACAUUUAAAUAAAUAAA
Messenger RNA from Gossypium arboreum, 2851 nucleotides. RefSeq names its product probable inactive purple acid phosphatase 27. Gene Ontology annotation, molecular function: acid phosphatase activity; metal ion binding. NCBI's taxonomy places the organism in Eukaryota, Viridiplantae, Streptophyta, Magnoliopsida, Malvales, Malvaceae. Bases 722 to 2599 code for a protein of 625 amino acids. The record is from RefSeq and is a predicted model, not a curated record. The transcript has 12 exons.